Colletotrichum destructivum is the source of this 2167-nucleotide messenger RNA. RefSeq lists its product as uncharacterized. Bases 264 to 845 code for a protein of 193 amino acids. The transcript has a single exon. The record is from RefSeq and is a predicted model, not a curated record. Lineage: Eukaryota; Fungi; Ascomycota; Sordariomycetes; Glomerellales; Glomerellaceae.
CACCUUUUUUUACAACCCUGCUGCGCCUUACCGGGCCAUGAUGGUAGGUGCAAGGCACCUUUUCCUGGUCGUUACCCUGCGCCAUCAGGUACUCUGUCUGCAUUUCGCUCUAAUGCACAAGAUGCAGCCUUAGUCAUUAGUCUCACUCAGAUGACAUCCACUGUCCACUGUCAAGGUCCACUGCUGCCUUAGACCUGGGACGCUUCUUUGCGAACUGUUUACUGUGUGACGGCUGCCAGGCUGCCGGGACCUAUAAGGCCGUGAUGCCUUCGCUCCUUCCCAUCUCUCUGUCCCUUAUCUGCUUCCGUAUAAGUCAUCACGAUCACACUCACUUGAGUUUCCUUUCCUAUUUCUUUCCUGCCUCAUAUCCCCUUGCUUUUUUGCAUACCAGACUUGGCAACUUUCAGUCUCACUGGUCGUCCCUCAUCUCGAUACCCUAUCAAAAACCACAGCUACACACAUACACACACGCGCGCGCACACACUCCCCUGAAGAAGAUAAAGUCCAUCCGGUCUCCCCUCGCACACUAUACCGAAAAGCUGUUCAACCAUCACUCAUAUCGAUCAACACCUUUGUCUACCAAGUCACUCCGUCCAACCGUUACAAUGUGCUACCAAAUUGUCGAGCUUUACUCUGCUUGCCGGUGCCUCUACUACCAGCACGCCAUCGACAGGUGUGCCGGCUAUGGACGCCCGGGACACAGCAUUCAGAAGAGAACAAUCUUGGUCGGAUACGCAUGCCAUGCCCACUCGCAAGGACACGGACAAUACGCCUCACAACACACGUAUUCCGACUCUGGCUACCAUUCCAGCCACUCGAACAAGAGCUCCCGCCACUACCGGUGAAGAGUCUUGUCUUCAGUGACGGGAUGCUGUUCAUGGCAUUUCCCGACGCUGGAGCUUUUCGAAUUGAGCAACUGGAUUGCCUACCUCUACUCCUUCAGAGGAAGGGCGACUUCCCAGACACUACCUACAUCCCAGCUAUCUCUACUCUUUGUCGGUCACGACCGGUUGAUGUCUUCGUCUGCACCAUCCACUAUACGAUGACUAUCUGGCCGAUGACCACCACGGACACCUUCAUACUCCGACCAUCUCCACUUUCCCGCUAUCCUCGAAUAUAUCUCGCUCUCACGCCCCGCCAUGAAGCUCAGCAAUGAAGUGAUCGAAGAUAGAGACGAGAUCACGAACGCUACGGAAACGGUUUUUACGGCCUAUCAGUUGUCACCCCAGCGCGCCACAAAACAAACGACACCUUCCACCACGACUACGGCCCCCUAGUCUCUCUCCGACUUCGAAACCAUUUCAACGUCCUAUUUUCUUUCUUUCUCAUCAAGCUCGUUUUCCCCCCUUACGCUUUCUUUCUUUUUCACUUGCUGUCUCUUUUCUUUUUCAACCUGAACUUGCAUAGCGUGGGCACUGGGUUUUGCAUCGAACGGUUGGGUUGAACGCAAGCAUACAAGUGAUGCCUUCACUUCUCAUCGGCGGGUCCUCGGCUUUCUCUGUCUGCCUUGGAGGCACUUUUCCUCUUCCCCACCCCAGUCCGGUCGGGAGAGGUUUCAUCACGCGGCGGCAUGUUUUCAUUCUACAGGCAUUCGGCAACGGUUUCGGUUUUGGCUUCUGUAUUUUACUGGCGGGCUUCGAUGCAUUGGCGAGGGAGGAUACCAGGCGUUCAGGUUGGGAUAGGCACACGAACAUGCCUGUGCAUGCGACGGAUGGCAGGAUCGUCUGGACAAGCGAGGUUCUCUACUGCUUCUUUUUGUUUCUCUUCAAUGGUUGCUUUUUUUUCGCGUACUCUAAACGUUUUUCUCCUUUCUGCUUUCCAGCCAAAAUCUUGUUCGUUCCUCUCGUCUAAUUUGUAUCACCACACUCUAUCAAAAAGACCUCACAGGACAGCAGUGACGGGCGACAGCAAAAAGCGCGGACAGUACUGGAUACUCUCCAAUGACGGAAGAAGACUUAUUGCAUUUUUUCUUUGGGCUUGAUUUCGAUGCUGGACAUUGAAUACGCUUUAGCAGAACUCUACCUCUAGCAUCUCAGUCGGGCGAGGCAUUACUGCCAACCCUCCCGGUCAGGAACCGAGGGGUAGGAAAGACAGGACGACAACCAGACCUGCAGGAACUGAGCUGGUCGCACUGGAGAGGAAGGGACGGUCUAUGGUAGCCUGGCCU